GAAGCAGAUAAACGCCACCACUCUCUUUUCUGUCUCGCUCUCUCUCGCAAACCCCUUAACUCUCCCUUUCUAUCUCAAUCUUUUCAUAUCUCUUUAAACGCUUUCCCUUUUGUUUUCUCUGUCUUCGAUUCUUAUUUUUCUUCUGGAGGUUUCUAAUUUUCUUUCACAGAGAAGACAAUGGGAGCUUCGUUGCCUCCGAAAGAAGCUAACCUCUUCAAACUCAUCGUGAAAUCAUAUGAAACUAAACAGUACAAGAAAGGACUGAAGGCUGCAGAUGCGAUAUUAAAAAAGUUUCCUGAUCAUGGAGAAACGUUGUCAAUGAAGGGGUUGACCUUAAAUUGCAUGGAUCGUAAAACUGAAGCAUAUGAACUUGUUCGGCUAGGUGUAAAGAAUGAUGUAAAAAGUCAUGUUUGCUGGCAUGUUUUCGGUCUCCUCCAUCGGUCAGAUAGAGAUUAUAGGGAGGCUAUCAAAUGCUAUCGCAUUGCUUUGAAAAGCGAUCCAGACAACAUUGAAAUACUGCGGGACUUGUCACUCUUGCAGGCACAAAUGCGAGAUUUGACAGGAUUUGUUGAGACAAGACAACAACUUUUGACUUUGAAACCAAAUCAUCGCAUGAACUGGAUUGGCUUUGCUGUAGCCCACCAUUUAAACUCAAAUGCUGCAAAAGCAGUUGAAAUUUUGGAAGCAUACGAAGGGACAUUAGAAGAUGAUUAUCCACCAGACAAUGAACGUUGUGAGCAUGGUGAAAUGCUUUUAUAUAAGAUCUCUUUGCUAGAGGAAUGCGGGUUUCUAGAAAGAGCACUUGAGGAGUUGCACAAGAAGGAGCCAAAAAUAGUUGAUAAAUUGACUUACAAAGAACAAGAGGUUUCUCUCCUGGUGAAGCUUGGACGCCUAGAAGAUGGUGCCAAUAUUUACAAGAUUUUGCUCACCAUGAAUCCUGACAACUACAGAUAUUAUGAAGGCUUGCAGAGAUGCUUUGGCUUGCAUACAGAAAAUGGCAAGUAUUCUUCUGAUGAAAUUGAUCGAUUGGAUGCAUUAUACAGAUCGCUUGCACAGCAGUACACUUGGUCAUCUGCAGUUAAGAGGAUACCACUUGAUUUUCUGCAAGGUGACAAGUUCCGUGAAGCAGCAUUUAAUUACAUUAAGCCUCUUUUAACGAAGGGGGUUCCAUCUUUAUUCUCGGAUCUUUCUCCCUUGUACGAUCACCCUGGCAAGGCAGACAUAUUGGAGCAACUUAUUCUUGAGUUGGAGCAUUCAAUUAGGACCACCGGGACAUACCCUGAUAGGACAGAGAAAGAGCCCCCUUCAACACUUUUAUGGACUUUUUUCUUUUUGGCUCAGCAUUAUGACAGAAGAGGCCAAUAUGAUGUUGCUCUUUCAAAAAUUGAUGAGGCCAUACAGCACACGCCAACUGUAAUUGAUUUAUACUCUGUCAAGAGCCGGAUAAUGAAACAUGCUGGUGAUUUGGUAGCUGCGGCUUCAUUGGCAGAUGAAGCUAGAUGUAUGGAUCUUGCAGACCGCUAUAUAAACAGUGAAUCUGUCAAGCGAAUGUUGCAGGCUGAUCAGGUGGCGUUGGCAGAAAAAACUGCUGUAUUGUUCACAAAAGAUGGGGAUCAGCACAACAACCUUCAUGACAUGCAAUGCAUGUGGUAUGAACUUGCUUCUGGUGAAAGUUACUUUCGACAAGGUGAUCUUGGACGGGCCCUGAAGAAAUUUUUAGCUGUGGAGAAGCACUAUGCUGAUAUUACUGAAGAUCAAUUUGAUUUCCAUUCUUAUUGUUUACGGAAAAUGACGCUGCGUGCAUAUGUUGAAAUGCUAAAAUUUCAAGAUCGGUUGCACUCACAUGCUUAUUUUCACAAAGCAGCGGCUGGUGCAAUCAGAUGCUAUCUAAAGUUGUAUGAUUCUCCUUUGAACUCACCAGCUGAAGAAGAGGAUGAUGCAUCAAAGACUCCUUCUCAGAAAAAGAAAAUGAAGAAGCAGAGAAAGGCGGAGCGAGCUAAGAAAGAGGCAGAGGAUAAAAUUGAAGAAUCAAGUGCUAGUGGUGUCUCUAAGUCUGGGAAACGACACGUUAAACCUGUAGAUCCAGAUCCUUAUGGAGAAAAAUUAUUGAAGACUGAGGAUCCCUUGUCAGAAGCAACAAAAUACUUGAAGUUGCUUCAGAAGAACUCGCCUGAUUCUUCGGAGACACACUUGCUUUCUUUUGAAGUAAAUAUGAGAAAGCAGAAGAUUUUGCUUGCCUUUCAGGCUGUCAAGCAACUGCUAAGGUUGGAUGCUGAGAAUCCAGAUUCACAUGGCUGCUUGAUUAAAUUUUUCCAUAAAGUGGGCUCAAUGCCUGAUCCAGUGACUGAUGGUGAGACACUUGUUUGGAGUGUCUUAGAAGCUGAGCGUCCAUCCAUCAGUCAAUUGCAGGAGAAAACUCUUGGUGAGGCAAAUGAAAUUUUCCUUGGUAGACAUGAAGAUUCUUUGAUGCACAGAGUGGCAGUUGCAGAAAUGUUAUAUACCUUGGAGCCCACCAAGAAACUUGAAGCUAUUAAGUUAAUUGAAGAUUCAACAAAUAAAGUUGUGCCAACGGAUGGAGCACUUGGACCAGUAUCAGAGUGGAAACUCAAGGACUGUGUUGCAGUCCAUAAACUCUUAGAAAAGGUUCUUAUUGACCAUGAUGCUGCUUUGAGAUGGAAAGUGAGAUGUGCAGAGUACUUCCCUUACUCUACCUACUUUGAAGGUAGACGUAGCUCUGCUGUGUACAACGUGUUGAAUAAUCAGGUUAGCAAAACCCCUGUGAGUGGGGGUACCAGCCAUCCUGAAAUCAGUCAAGGUGCAAAUUCCAUUAUAUCAAAUGGAAAGCUUGAGGCAUUUAAAAACCUUACCAUUUGAAGAUGAUGCCGCUUAUGUGCAUCAACUGACAUCAGACUCAAUGAGUUUGAAUGGUGGGUCGCAUUAAAAGUACCCUAGAAAGAGUGCUUUGCUGCCGGGGAAAGAGGAGUAUCUUGAAGUUGUGCAAGCCGCCAACCAUUCGUCUGUUGCUUUGAGAUGAAAAUUCUCUGCCUUUCUUGAUUGUGGAAUGCAUUCCUUUGCAAAUGUGUAUAAUUUCUUGGCAUUUAUGAUUUUAGGGUUGAAUAUAUAUAUAUAUAUAUAUUAUAUUAUAUAUAUUUUUGCUUUUAAUUUGCUCACCAUUUGGUGAGAUGCUUAGAGUUUGGCUGGCUCCAUGGUUUUGCCCCAAAAUUUGAGGCACUAUAGAAAAUUUUUGGGUAUGGUUCUCAAAUCUUCUGGUCAGCAUAGAAAAAAAAAAAAGGGAGAAAAAAGACUGAUUUAGAGCUUAAUCUUUGGAGCAUGUUGUACUUCUUGGCCCAUUUCAUUAGCAGUCGUGUAUAAACACUACAUAAUGUGGAAAAUUUUGCUACGGCGUUGAAAAGAGUGGCUAUCAGAUAAUUUCCAGUUUUGUUGUUUA
Molecule: messenger RNA, 3448 nt
Organism: Theobroma umbraticum
Lineage: Eukaryota; Viridiplantae; Streptophyta; Magnoliopsida; Malvales; Malvaceae
Product: tetratricopeptide repeat (TPR)-containing protein
Biological process (GO): N-terminal peptidyl-methionine acetylation
Cellular component (GO): cytoplasm
Molecular function (GO): protein binding
Source: RefSeq, a predicted model, not a curated record